AUGGAGGCGAUGGAGCAGCUCGAGGAGGCGGAGGCUCACCGUGAGGAGUUGGGUGCAGACGCGCUCGAGGCCGCGAUCGGAAUCGGCCUCGGCGGCGAGGGAUCGACCUUGGGCUCGGGCGCGGGCUCGAUGAUCCUCUCCAUCACGCUGCCCAUCCCCGCCGGCUGCUUCACGCCCAUCUUCGUCCUCGGCGGCACCACCGGCCGCCUCUACGCCGAGCUGCUGCACAGGCGCGCCGGCGCUGACUCGGCGCUCGUCGACUAUGACGGCGACGCGCUGCCCGCCGCGGUGGUCGCCGUCGUCGGCGCCGCCGCGCUCGUCGCGGGCAGCACGCACACGCUCUCAACCGUCGUGAUGGUUCUUGAGCUGACGGGGCAGCAGACGUUGCUGGGGCUGCCGUACAUGCCUCACUUGCGCACCAAGCAGAUGGUUGGCAAGGCAGCGGCGGACAUCAUGCGGCCGACCGACGCGGUGGCGGAGGCCGCACAAAAGGAGAUGAUCAACAGCUGGCGCGGCGCGUGGAAGGGAGAGCUGCCGCUCCUCCAUCCUUCCCACAACCUCAAGCGGUCCAUGCUCGGCGUCGCGUGCGCCGUCGGCGUCGUCGCAACCUUCGGCACGCCGAUCGGCGGCGUCCUCUUCUCGAUCGAGGUGACGUCGACCUACUACAUGGUCUCAAACCUGUGGCGCUCCUUCCUCGGCUCCUUCUUCUCGGUCGCCGCCUUCCAGCUCUUCGCCGGCCUCGAGCUCAUCUCGGCGGUCCCUAACACCCGCUUCGCCUACACGGCGCGGCAGCACGUCGCGCGCGACUACGUCGUCUUCCUGGGCGUGGGCGUGCUGCAGGGCCUGCUCGCUGCCCUCCUCGUCCACCUCCUCACCACCGUGCACAAGGGACUCCGCUCCCUCUCCCUGCUCAAGCCCGCGCCGCGCCGCUUCGCCACCGGCCUCCUCGUCUGCGCCGUCUGCACCACUCUCGGCAUCGCCUUCCCGCCCCUCGGCAUGACCAACCACCAGGCCCUCUCCGGCCCCCUCACGCGCGAGCCACCCCGGCAUCUGCUUCACGAGACAUCGCUCCUGCGUAGGCCAUCGCUCUCUGGCGCGGAGAGCCGCACACGCACACCGUCUGGAGGCCAAACCUAG
Emiliania huxleyi CCMP1516 is the source of this 1137-nucleotide messenger RNA. RefSeq lists its product as hypothetical. Gene Ontology annotation, molecular function: voltage-gated chloride channel activity. The transcript has 7 exons. Gene Ontology annotation, biological process: chloride transport; transmembrane transport. Gene Ontology annotation, cellular component: membrane. Bases 1 to 1137 code for a protein of 378 amino acids. Lineage: Eukaryota; Haptophyta; Isochrysidales; Noelaerhabdaceae. The record is from RefSeq and is a predicted model, not a curated record.